Molecule: messenger RNA, 897 nt
Organism: Fonsecaea multimorphosa CBS 102226
Lineage: Eukaryota; Fungi; Ascomycota; Eurotiomycetes; Chaetothyriales; Herpotrichiellaceae
Exons: 1
Coding region: 1-897 (298 amino acids)
Cellular component (GO): cell wall
Molecular function (GO): manganese ion binding
Source: RefSeq, a predicted model, not a curated record
AUGCAUUCUAAGUCGCUUCUCGUUGCUGCUUUCGCUGGCGCCGCCGCCGCCACUCCUCUUGGAACUGGCUCAGGCUGGCAAUCAAGCUCGUCCAGCAGCUAUGCCCCUUAUCCCACCAGCACUGGAGACUAUUCGAUGACCACCAGCUACUACAGCGCGCCAACCAGCUACUCGACCUCCACUAGCAGCUACAGCAGCGCCGGCUGGGGAUCCUCGUACUCCUCCUCCACCUCGGUCGCCGCCAACCCAGUCCCAACCGAGGGCACCAUCGCCAAGCUCCUGACCGAGGACAGCCGUGUUGCGCGAUUCAAGGAGAUCCAGUCCGAGGUCGCAUCGGGCAACCUCGCGCUCAAGUUCGACUUCAACCCUGCUGCCAACCCCGGUGUUACACCAGGCAAGGGCGGCCAAGUCGAUCUCGCCAACCGUGCCAACUUCCCCAUCCUGACGGACCUGGGCAUCUCCGCCGCUGGCAUCUUCUUCAACCCUUGCGGCCUGAACACCCCGCACAUCCACCCUGACGCGACUGAGUUCUUCACGGUGGCCACGGACAGCAACAUCACCACGGGCUUCGUGCUCGAGAACGGCCUGACAACCGAGUUCACCACCGAGCUGACCCAGUUCCAGGGCACCGUCUUCCCCAUGGGCUCCAUCCACUUCCAACAGAACAACGACUGCUACCCGGCCGUCGCCAUCGCCGGUCUCAACUCUGAGGACCCCGGUGCCAGCUCCAUCGCCCAGAACUUCCUCAUCAACACCGACUCGGCCGUUGUUGAUGCCACCCUGGGUUUCCCCAAGCAGAUCGACGCCAACAACUUUGCCCAGUUCAAGGCCAACAUCCCCCCUCCGUUGGCUCUUGGUGUCGAGGAGUGCUUGAUCCGCUGCCACAUCAGCUACUAA